Molecule: messenger RNA, 865 nt
Organism: Talaromyces proteolyticus
Lineage: Eukaryota; Fungi; Ascomycota; Eurotiomycetes; Eurotiales; Trichocomaceae
Exons: 5
Coding region: 334-801 (155 amino acids)
Source: RefSeq, a predicted model, not a curated record
AGUAAAUGCACGAUUCAGAGCGGAGCAAUGUGAUGCUUGCUCCCACUGGUGCGUGUCGUAGCAUUGAUGAUAUUGAUAUGCACGACUGGAAGAGUUUUCCUGUUUUUUCUAUUUUUGUUUGCAGCAGGCAGCUACGGAUCAGGUGACUGCCCUGCUCGCUCUUGCCUUCGUGUGCACGUUUCUGCUGGCUCGGCGUACUCCGAGGCUGCUGCCGAUCACGAGAUGCGCAGUCACGAGACCGGUGCUGCCAUAAGCAGGGCUGCAUGGAAAGUGCGAGUCUUUUGACUACCGACGUUGGCUUCAAACUACACGUCCACGAUUGAGAAUGGCCCGAUGGCGUCUGCCGGGCCAUUAUUAUUAUUGCCAAGUCGGGCAACCAUAUUUCAGUCUGGACGACCCCGGCAUCAAACUACUGAGUAUGAUUGCCGCCGUCAUCCAACGAGCAGUGAUCUACGGUUCCUCCGUAGUUUACCAAAUUUUGUCUCUAACAGUCAGACUCAUAGGCUUCGAGCCGAACCUUUUUUCCUCCAGGUUCCAUUCAUCCUAUUUUCUGUCGGAGGCGUUUCCUUUUCCAGUAGCCUGUUACUCGAGGCCAGGGAUAAUUCAUUAUUUGCUUUCCGCCCGGUUUUUCAACGCAACGUCUUGAAGCACAGCGAUUCGUUCCUAGUCAGCCAUGCAGCCAGGGGCGAGCUGAGCCUCGCACGGAGGCCCAUUACUCUCGGUCGCUCCUACGGUCUAGAGUCAAACGAACGUGAAUUCAAGCAGCACGCAUACGACACUAUUCCUUUUUCGUGGUCAUAAUUUUCCGAUGCAUAGGACUAACCCACUAAGAUGAGAGAAAAAGAAAGAAAAAAAGUUUUCACAC